Messenger RNA from Carlito syrichta (Philippine tarsier), 3806 nucleotides. RefSeq names its product solute carrier family 6 member 11 (gene SLC6A11). NCBI's taxonomy places the organism in Eukaryota, Metazoa, Chordata, Mammalia, Primates, Tarsiidae. The record is from RefSeq and is a predicted model, not a curated record. Gene Ontology annotation, biological process: sodium ion transmembrane transport. The transcript has 13 exons. Bases 350 to 1639 code for a protein of 429 amino acids. Gene Ontology annotation, cellular component: membrane.
AUUCCUGAUUCCCUACGUGGUGUUUUUUAUUUGCUGUGGAAUUCCUGUUUUUUUCCUGGAAACAGCUCUGGGGCAAUUCACAAGUGAAGGUGGCAUCACGUGUUGGAGGAAAGUUUGCCCUUUAUUUGAAGGCAUUGGCUAUGCGACGCAGGUGAUCGAGGCCCAUCUAAACGUGUAUUACAUCAUCAUCCUUGCAUGGGCCAUCUUUUACCUGAGCAACUGCUUCACCACGGAGCUCCCCUGGGCCACCUGUGGGCACGAGUGGAACACAGAGAAUUGUGUGGAGUUCCAGAAGCUGAAUGUGAGCAACUACAGCCAUGUGUCUCUGCAGAAUGCCACCUCCCCCGUCAUGGAGUUUUGGGAGCGCCGGGUCCUGGCCAUCUCCGAUGGGAUCGAGCACAUUGGGAGCCUCCGCUGGGAGCUGGCCUUGUGUCUCCUGGCAGCCUGGACCAUCUGUUACUUCUGUAUCUGGAAGGGGACCAAGUCUACAGGAAAGGUUGUGUACGUCACUGCGACAUUCCCCUACAUCAUGCUUCUGAUCCUCCUGAUCCGAGGAGUGACGUUGCCCGGGGCCUCAGAGGGCGUGAAGUUCUACCUGUACCCUGACCUCUCCCGGCUCUCUGACCCACAGGUCUGGGUAGAUGCUGGAACGCAAAUCUUUUUCUCCUAUGCCAUCUGUCUGGGCUGUCUGACUGCUCUGGGAAGUUAUAACAAUUAUAACAACAACUGCUACAGGGACUGCAUCAUGCUCUGCUGCCUGAACAGCGGCACCAGUUUCGUGGCCGGCUUCGCCAUCUUCUCGGUCCUGGGCUUCAUGGCGUACGAGCAGGGGGUUCCCAUUGCCGAGGUGGCAGAGUCAGGUCCUGGCUUAGCCUUUAUUGCAUACCCCAAGGCUGUCACCAUGAUGCCCCUCUCCCCGCUGUGGGCCACCUUGUUCUUCAUGAUGCUCAUCUUCCUGGGCCUGGACAGCCAGUUUGUGUGCGUGGAAAGCCUCGUGACCGCCGUGGUGGACAUGUACCCCAAGGUCUUCCGGAGGGGCUACCGGCGGGAGCUGCUCAUCCUGGCUCUGUCGGUGGUCUCCUAUUUCCUGGGCCUCGUGAUGUUAACGGAGGGCGGCAUGUACAUCUUCCAGCUGUUUGACUCCUAUGCGGCCAGCGGGAUGUGCCUUCUCUUCGUGGCUAUCUUCGAGUGCGUUUGCAUCGGCUGGGUGUAUGGAAGCAGCCGGUUCUACGACAACAUUGAAGACAUGAUUGGCUACCGGCCCUUGUCACUCAUCACGUGGUGCUGGAAGAUCGUGACCCCCGGCAUCUGCGCGGGCAUCUUCAUCUUUUUCCUGGUCAAGUACAAGCCGCUCAAGUACAAUAAUGUCUACACCUACCCGGCCUGGGGUUAUGGCAUCGGCUGGCUAAUGGCCCUGUCCUCCAUGCUCUGCAUCCCGCUCUGGAUCUGCAUCAAGGUGUGGAAGACAGAGGGCACACUGCCUGAGAAACUCCGGAAGUUGACAGUCCCCAGCGCCGAACUGAAAAUGCGGGGCAAGCUUGGGGCGGGCCCACGGACGGUGACGGUUAAUGACUGUGACGCCAAACUCAAGAGCGAUGGGAGCAUCGCGGCCAUCACAGAGAAGGAGACGCACUUCUGAGCAGCCACGGGUCACCUGGGGUUCCUCUCCUUCCUCUCCUCCCCCGUGUGUGUAAAUGAAUACCUGAAACACGUAUUCACCUAAUGGUAGGGGCUUGCUCGUUUUGCACAGGAUUUAUUAACAAGUUAAUUUCAAGGUGGCCACUGUACACUCUGGUUUAAAGUCAGUCGUGUUUCCCCUCCCCAUUACCACGGAAGUAACCACUGCAAAGAGAUACGACUGUACAGUGACUGGCAGAAUAUCCUUGUCCUAGGGCGGUUUUAAUCCAUGUUUUCUAGAGGUUAGGAAGAAGUGUAUAAUAUUGUGAAACUUUUAUACUGGGGUCGUGGGCAGGUGGGUGGGGAACAAUGCCUGUCCUCCUCUGUCAGCCUUUUAACUGACCGUUCCAUGUCCCGUGUUUGUCUCUGACCAUCUGUGGCCACCCCUCCUCCACACCCCCAGGGAGAGUUUUUCCUUCAAACCUUCCCUUUUAGAGGGACAGUACGUUUGCAUACAGCAAGGCUGUGUGGCCGAAAAGAAGUAGUCCCAUCAGACUCAGGACUCCUGGAUUGCAGGCCCCCCUCUGCCCUCAUCCUGUUAAGUGACCUUGGGCACUCCUUUCCCCUCCUUGGGCCUCAGUUUCCCUAUCUCCCAAAUUGGGGGAGGGGCUGGAUUGAUGAUCUCCUGGGGAUGCUCUGUGCGUGCCUUGCUGGCUUGUAGGCCUGCUGUUGAUCUUGGCUGCUUUUGAAGACUUGCAGGCAAUAAUCUCUGCCUCCCAGCUGUACCCCCUCCUUGCGUAUUUAAAAUCAAGUUAUCAUGGAAAUUAUGUGGUGGUGAUGUGUGUUUCCCCUAAACUCUAGUUUUCUCUCCUCUGUGGGCAGCCCUGCUCUCUGGAGACCGGUGGGGGGGCCCUUGGCCUGGCCUGCCUUCCUCUCCUGGUCAUAUGCUGCCACCCCCACCUCUGCCUCCCCCCACCUGGGGCCGGCUGGAGUUGCCGUGGGGGCUGGCUUUCUGGGUCAGGAAGCAGCCGGCUGUUUCUUGCAGCCACCCUGGCCAGGACCCCCCUCCAGCCUUCCGCAGGAGGGAGCUGCGGCCAGGCCUAGGUCCUGGUUCCUCCCAAGGCCCUCCGUCUGGUGCCCUCUCCUCCCUCCUACUGUCUCCUCCCACUCCUCUCCUGCCUCUCAGUUCUGUCCCAUCCGGAUCCUUUGUUCCCAUCCAUUCCACCUGUCUCUCUGGGGUGCGGGGGAGCUGAGAAGGGAGGGGAGAAGUGGCACCCGUGGAGGGGCUCCUUCCUUUGUGGAGCCUGGAGUCUGCGGGGAGGCUGGUCUCUGCCCCGGCCAGCCUGGCUGACGCAUCUCUUCUUUGCCAGCUGGACCUUGCACCAAGUCUCUGCCUUGGUUUCUGAGCUGUUUGGGGGCAGAGAAGGUGCAUUCCUUUUUCCUUUUCUCUUUAGAUUCCCAGUCUUAUUUGGUGGAAAUGUUAGCUUUCUCCAAAUGUUAGCUUUAGUUGUCUGUAGGAGACCCGUGUGUUUGAUUCACCCAGAAGUUUCCAAGCCCCCAGCGUCUCUGCUCUGGCCAGCCCCCACCUGAAGCCCAAGUUUGUGGAGAGGGAUGCCCGGUGCCCCCCAGGAAGGGCAGGAUGCUCCUCUGUGCACACAGCACAGGCCUGCCCAGCUUCCUAGGACAAGCCACCACCCCCUCUCGGCUCACAGAGCUGUAAGGCCAGGGGAUCCAGGAAGACCUGCCUGGCUGUGCCCCGUCUUAUGGCGUACGUUUGUCCUCGACGGCUGUCCCUCCAGGGGAGGGAGGCUUCCCACUGCUGCUGCUACUGGUCCUCCACCACCGACUCCCAGGAUCCCUGUGGUCUGCCGUCCUGACCGCACGUCUCGUACACGUGGCACUAACACUUGACUCACGUAACACUACUCAUGGGGCAAGGCGGAGGGCGGGCUGCUGUUUUUUCGUUUUUUGUAAUUUCCUACUAGUAUUUGGGUAACUCUGGGGGCGGGGAGGGUGAUGUGGGGGCAGGGGGACAUGUCAUUGUGAUGACUUUUUUGAUAUUCACUAGAAAUGAUGCAUCCUUUCUGAGACGGUUGCGGUCUGCACAGUGAGCGUUUUUAUUGGGUAUUCAAAGGGCACAAGAUUGUCUGCUUACUCGUUUUUGAAAAUUAAAGAAAUGAACAAACGAU